AACCGCGUUAUGCAGGCGAUAGAGAAAUAAAUAAUUCGAUUUUUCUCAGCACAUUCUGCAUUCCUUCGAGAGACACGAAACGUUUUCAGAACGAUAAACCAAGGUUUUCUUUCGAAUUAAGUUUGGAAGGCUGCUGCAAUGGAGUCUUUAAUAGUAUUAUUCGCAUUUGUGGGAUAUACACUAUUGCAGCUUGGAGCUUCACAACCAAAGAACACAUCUUCCAUCAUAAUCAAUAAUGUGUUAUCACUUGUGAUAUCUGCGAUCAUGUUUUGGGCAACUGGCUACGCUUUUGCCUUUGGUUCAUCUGGUGAUUCAUUCUUGUCUUACUCUCAGUUCUUUCUAAUCGAUGCUACACAAGCUGAUUUUUCUGCCUGGUUCAAGCAUUUCACAUACCUCGCUCUCUACAUUGCAAUUGUCAACGGAAGCUUUGCCGAGAGAAUGAGGUUCUGGAUCUACCCGUUCCUUACAGUGUUUCUCUCAGGCUUUGUAUACCCUGUUUCAACACACUGGGCAUGGCACAGCCAAAAGAAAGGCUGGCUUAUGACUGAAUUCAACACAAGCGACAGCAAAUUUAUAGUUUAUCAGGACGUUGGAGGUGCUGGUGUCAUUCACGUUUCUGCUGGAGGUAUUGCUGUAAUUGCUGCAAUUUUGUUGGGAGCUAGGCCAGCUCGAAAGAGCCACGGAGAGAGAAAGCUGAAGGAUAUCGGGGGCGAAACAAACACGAACAUUUUCCUUGGUGCUUUGCUAGUUCUGAUUGGCCUUGGAACAAAAAACGUCAUCGAGAAUACAUCGACACUUCUCCGAUCCCGUGCUCUCGUGAACUCAUUUUUGGCUGCGUCGAUGAGUGGCUUUACAUCAUUUGCGCUGAAGAGAACCGCUGUCUUUGGAGCUAACUGGAAUACAAAAACCCUCCUUAACAGUGCAAUAAUGGGACUGGUAUCCGUAAGUGCUGCACCUGGAAACAUGUAUCCCUAUGCUGCCUUUGCUAUUGGCUUCGUUUCUGGCUGUGCCUAUGUUGUCUGGAGUGUUUUGCUCAAGACCUGUCGGGUGGACGAUAUCUCUGAUACUAUUACAGUAAACGUCGGUGGUGGUAUCUUGGGUGUACUGGCUGGACCACUGUUGACAAUAGGUGACGGCGUUUUCUACGCUGGUACCAUCAAGACUUUUAACGCUUUUGGACUGAACAUGCUUGGAUUGGUCGUGUUUUUCUUCUGGCAUGCUGCAUUUGCUCUCGUUCUCCUUGCAGCCUUUGUAUGUGCAAACAGACUUACAUACAAGCCCCACAAUAUUUCCCAUGAAACUGGUUUUGAUAUCCAUGAACAUGAUGAGCCUGCCUACCCUGCUAAAGAGACCUUCCCGGAAGGAGACACUUCACCAAAGAGCUUGGCUGUUCUUACUGACAUGGGAGAGUACAAUUUCUAUGGGAAGCCGGUGAGGGCAAUUGUGAAUGGCUCCUUUGCAGAAACAAAGCUGGACAAGUAAAUAUGAUGGGUGUUCCAAACGAUUGAAUUGACAAUUUUUUUAUAGUUAUCAUCAAAAAUAUCUUCUGCAUAUUUUCCCAAUCAUUUUCUUCCUGUGUCCUUUGAUAGUGCUAAUGUUUACUGAAUCCAGCUAGAAAAGGGACAGUCCUAGCCCGGCAUGGUGUGGGUAGUAACUUGCGUCGUGGCGUCAAUGUUAAUUCUUAACUUUACUUCACAAUAUUAACUAUUUUCUUCACUAUUUUUUAUCAGCUAAUACUGCAGAAUAUGAUCUCUUUUCCUACCAAGUAAACUUUCAUAUAUCUUUAGAUGAAUUUUUUGAACCAUAUAAACCUCUCCUUCUUUAGGCCCGUUCUGCUUAAAUAGUUAUUUCUCUGCUCUAACAGUAAUCUGUUGUGUUGACUGAAACUUUGAAUAAGAUGGAUAUGUUUGCGAAAUUGCCUUUUCCUUAUCAAUUUUAUGCACAAAUUUUGACAAGUCAACAACUGUUGUUUCAUGCGUCAUUGUAGAGAUAAUUUUCUUGUCGUGCUUUCAGUAUUCAAUUAGGCCAUGAAAAUAUUAAAAUACAAUUGUUGACUUGUGCAGACCAAUUUAAAGUUCGCAUACAAUAUUUCCCUCUAUCAAUUCUCCCAAAUUUAAGCUCAAAAUGAAAAAAGAAGAGAUAAGAAAGACAAAAGAAAAGGCGUAUUUUGUAGCUGAUUCAUCAUCCUUUACAUGAUUCUUCUCUGCUUGUCUCCUAAAGCUUUAAUUUUUAAUCAUAAAUGACGUAAUCAAGUGACUCUUUGUGGUUGCAGAAAACUGGUUAGAAAAAUUCAUUUUAAUGUUAAAAAAUUAAAAAUGGUCGAUGUAUAGUUGCUGACUUUUGAUAAACUUUUAUGUACUUUUUUUAUACUCAACGUAUCUUUUAGAUUAUUCAUUGUUACUUUUGAAAUAUGUACCACCUAAAGAGAUUGUCAUGUAAAAAUCUUCCCUGGCGUAAAAGAUCUACAAGUAAAAGAUCUCAUUUAUGUCACUGAGAAGCUGCUUAUAAUAGCAUACAAAUCUUGACGGAUUAUCAGUCACUAAUGUGUCACUAAUGACCUUGGAUUGGCUGGUCCGUUUUCCUGCUUCCUUUUCUGAUCUGUUUGAUGUGAAAGAACACAACCGAAACAUUGUAAAUAUUAUCAUAUGCUUAAAGGUUUUUUGUACUUGGGGUUCCCUUGGACCUUUGGAAUUCAUCAAACAUUUGUGUUGGAUUUACCAAUUAGUUGAAAAAACUGUAUGAGCAUAUAUUUAACUGCUUUGCAUUUUGGUAAUUUUGUAGCUGAUUAGGCAUUUUAUAAACUACAGAAUUCAUUUUUGUGGUGUUAAUAUUUGAUAUUAGA
Molecule: messenger RNA, 2842 nt
Organism: Rhopilema esculentum
Lineage: Eukaryota; Metazoa; Cnidaria; Scyphozoa; Rhizostomeae; Rhizostomatidae
Product: ammonium transporter 2
Biological process (GO): ammonium transmembrane transport; ammonium homeostasis
Cellular component (GO): plasma membrane
Molecular function (GO): ammonium channel activity
Source: RefSeq, a predicted model, not a curated record